Molecule: messenger RNA, 2985 nt
Organism: Acanthoscelides obtectus
Lineage: Eukaryota; Metazoa; Arthropoda; Insecta; Coleoptera; Chrysomelidae
Source: the annotation of a GenBank genome assembly
CAGAUACUUAUCCUGUUUGAGUGAUGAGAAUGAAACUCUAGUUCAGAUGUGCAAACUUGGAACAAUUUUUUGAACAAUCAAACAAGAAACAAGCAAUCAAAAAAUUGUUUUAUGAUUUCUUGACAGGUGCUCUUCAAACAACAUAAGCAGUGUAUAUCCAUAAAUAAGCAUAAUAAAACAAACAGGGGAAAAGCAGGAAUACGAAACUUAAAUGCAAUACUGAGACAAUUAUAAAAAAAGCUAAUGUAACAAACGUUCAGUGAGUUUCCCAGGUCUUAUUUUAAUUUGAAGCCCCAUAAAAACUAUGUCUGACGAAGAAAAAGACAUGGAUGCAAACAUGAGCGAUGAGCAAGGAAAUUCUAAUACAGAAUCUAGCAGUGACGAUGAAGAUAAGGAACUUAUGGCAAAAGUAGAGGAGCUAGAGAAACAGAUAUCUGCUAACAAAUACCUCUACGAUGCUCACUUGGAAUUAGUUGAACUAUACAGAAAACUAGGAGAUCUCAAUUCUUUACGGGAGUCCUAUGAGAGGUUUCACGAAUGUUUUCCACUCACACCAAAGAUAUGGCUAGACUGGAUCAGAGAUGAAAUCAAAAUAGCUAGUAGUGAGGAGGAGAAAAAGAGGGUUUUCCAGAUUUUUGACAAAGCGGUUGAAGAUUAUUUGUCUGUAGAACUAUGGACGGAGUAUGCACAGUACUCUAUAGGCGUGAGCAAUCUAGAAACCACACGUUCGAUCAUUGAACGUGGUUUGACAUGCGCAGGUUUACAUGCUAGUGAGGGCCAUCUGUUAUGGGAUACUUUGAGGGAGUUAGAAAAUGCUCAUAUAUCAUUACAAGAAAAAGGCUCUGCGGCGUGGACUGCCCAAGUAAAACGCUUAGGUGACAUUUUUAAACGACAGCUGUCAGUUCCACUGAUGAAUAUAGAAAACACUUACGAAGAAUGGCAACAGUGGCACAAAACUUUACCAGAUGGUCUAUAUGACCCUAAGCCCGUAGAGUGGGGUUACAAAAAGGCGCGAAAAAUCUUGGGCGACUAUAAGCCCUUUGAGGAACGACUUUUGAUCGCACAGACUGAGGAAUUUGACGUUAUCUAUCGAGAAUAUAUCAAGAUAGUAAAGGAUCCCUCAACAGUAAUUUGCUUGUACGAGCGUGCAGUGUUGCCGUUGUGCCUGUCGCCAAACAUAUGGGCGCAGUAUUGUGCUUAUGUCAUAAAGUUGGGUGAUGCGGCACUCAAAGUGAGUGACAGAGCUUUGCGGAACUGUCCUUGGAGUGAGGAGCUAUGGAUUUGGAAAUUGCGCGUUAUGGAGUGGUUACAGAGAGACAAUAAGGAGGAACUCAGUUGCUUUGAACAAGCUCUCCAAAGUCUUUCACCUAGCCCAUGCCUGGACUUGUGGCUAUCUUACCUGGAAUAUUCACGUAGAAACGAAAAAGAUGGAGCAAAGCUAGAGAAACUUUUCUCUGACGCUGUCGAGCGAUUGUGGGAGCACGACGCGCAACGUAAAAUAGCCAGAUUCCACGCUAGGCUCUUGGCUAAGAAAGAGAAUAUGCAAGCAGCUAGAAAGAUAUGGAGUGGCAUUCUGGGUGAUGCUACUAAUAAAGGUUUGGCAACGGCAUGGCUGGAAUUUGCGAAUUUGGAGAGGCAAUAUGGGGAAGUGAACCAAGUACGAUCUAUAUACAAAAGAGCUCUGAGUGCUUGUACAGAAUGGCAACAGGCUAUUGUGGACGAUUGGUUGAUGUUUGAACGUGAAAAUGGCACCUUGGAGGACGUUUUGAAAUGCGUAGAGACCUGUAAGAGUCUUGUAAAGGUAUAUGCCCAGACAUACUCAAAUCAGAAUAAUCAGAGUAAUGAUGAUACUCGUAUGGACACCAGCGAUGUCAAAAAAGGAACCAAACGAAAACAGCAUAGAGAAGAGAUAGGACAAAAGAAAAGAAUGAAACCAGACAAAACUCACGAAGACAAAUCACCUCAACAAAAAAGGUUAGAGAAGGAUCCCAAAACAACUGUUUUUGUCAGCAACUUGCACAGUAGUGUUAAAGAAAAGCAAUUGAAGGAGCUGUUCCCGAAUGCCACAGAAGUGGAGGUUGCAUAUGACAAGAAAGGACGGUCUAGAUGUUACGGGUACAUCAAAUUCGCCAAGGAAGAAGAGGCGAUGACAGCCCUAGCGAGUGACAGAAUCCCAUUGGACGGCAGACCAGUGUUCAUAUCUGAACUGAAACCUGCUAAAAUGGAGCGAAAACCUGCCUUUAAGUAUUCCACGACGGUAGAAAACAACAAAUUGUUCGUGAAGGGACUGCCUGUGACGAAAACUAAGGAGGAAGUCGAGGAGUUGUUCAAACCCCACAAAGCGAUUGACGUGCGGGUGAUAUUGAAAAAAAGCGGACAGUCUAAAGGCCUCGCGUACGUCGAGUUCGCUAACGAAGCGGAUGCACAAAAGGCGUUGAAAGCUACUGAUGGAAUGAAGGUGGACGACCACGAAAUCAGCGUCGCAAUAAGCGCGCCCCCGCCCAAAAAAGAGAAGAAACCAGAGGUGCCAGAACCAUCCAGGCACGCGAGAAGCCGUCUGCAGGUCCCGUUGAUACCCAGAUCCCUCCAGGUGAAAAGCGCGACUGAAAAAUCUGGUUCCACCAAUGGAAACGCUGCUGUUAGCACUGCAGCACCAAAAUCGAACGCUGAUUUCAGAAAUAUGUUGUUGAAAAAAUAAUUAAAUGUUUUGUAAGUUGUAAAUUUUAAGUUUAUAUGUGGUUAGAUAUUGCAUAUACAUAUUAAAGAAAUGAAAGAUUGUAUAUAAAAUUGUUUAUUCGCUCAUAUAAAACAAAUUCGCCCAAAGGCUAUAUUGCGACACAAAUAACAAAUAGACAUAGAUUUUAGUCAGAAUUGUCCAAAAGACACUCCAAAAUAAUAUAACACUAAAUAAAAAUAAGAUCAAAAGAUCUAGAAUAAGAUUUUUCUUCGAGAAUAAAAUGUGAAAAAUUUUAAAGAAUAAUAAGC